Messenger RNA from Pieris rapae (cabbage white), 872 nucleotides. It is a transcript of the gene Coa7, whose product is annotated as cytochrome c oxidase assembly factor 7 homolog. Gene Ontology annotation, molecular function: protein binding. The transcript has 2 exons. Gene Ontology annotation, cellular component: mitochondrial intermembrane space. The record is from RefSeq and is a predicted model, not a curated record. The coding region runs from base 39 to 794 and encodes 251 amino acids. Lineage: Eukaryota; Metazoa; Arthropoda; Insecta; Lepidoptera; Pieridae.
GGGUCGAUUUUUAUCUAAUAUCACAAAAUUGUUACGAAAUGUCGGGCUAUGAUUUAAAAAAAGAAGAAGAGGUCAAGGAGUUUGUAGAAAACCUCGGUAUUGAAUACAGAUUUGGAUGUUAUAAAGAGAAAAAGCCUGAAGUAUGCCAUCUCUUAGGAGAUUAUUUAGAAGCGAUAAAGAAGGAUUUUGAAAAGGCUGCUACAGUGUUUAAAAGCAAUUGUUUAGAUUACAACUACGGUAAAUCAUGCCUGAAGUAUGGAAAUUAUAAAUUAAUCGGUAAAGGCAGUAAUAAGAGCGAACCCGCUGAAGCUCUAAAAUAUUUCGAGAAAGGUUGUGAAAAUAAUGAUCCUACAUCUUGUCUACAUGCUGGCUUACUCUUGACAGCCGUAAGUCCUGAUGGAUCUGUUGAACGAGAUGUUCCGAAAGGUUAUAAUUACUUAAAGAAAGCUUGUGAUAACAGAGAGAACAUGGCAUGCCACUAUCUCUCAGGAAUGUACUUAACUGGAGUACCCAAAAACCCAAAGGAGUAUAACCCUCACAAACCUGAGAAGAAUAAAAACUUAGAUUUUUUGAUCAAACCAGAUUUGAAACAAGCAUUUUCCUUUGCUCUGAAAGGUUGUGAGCUAGGACAUGUUUAUGCUUGCGCUAAUGUUAGUCUUAUGUAUAAAAAAGGAGAUGGGGUAGAAAAAGACUUAGAACAGGCAAAGAAAUAUUUCACAAUAGCACAAUCUCUUCAAAAUGCCAAGGAACAAACAAAGGAAGUCAAAUUUCAACAAGGCCUUGAUAAUAAGUGAAAUGGAUGAUAAAUAGUUGUUUGUUAUAUGUAUUAGUUGUUGUGUAGAGGGUAAAUUAAAAUAUUAUUUAUCAAUAAA